AGACAUAUACACACAGUAUGUAUCUAUCUCAAUUCUCAUCAAAGUUUCCAUAGCGCCUACUCAAAGCAGUAGCAUAUAUAUUAUUAUAACACGAACAAGUAAAUUUCCAUCUUCACGUCUUCUUCCUUCAAAUCAUUUCUCUGCAAAUUCCACACAACCCCUUGUUUUUUUCUGCCUCGAUUCUUUUCAAUCCCAACCCUUUCAGUUCACAUAUUAAUCACUUCAUCUUUUACUCCUUUUCUUGAUUUUUUGCCCUUUUUUUGGUUUGGUGUUUCUUAACUACUGAAAAUUCGUUGAUUUAUACUGGGUUUUCGUUGUUAUUGCCCCCAACUUCAAUUGGGUUUCUGCACCAUGCAGUAACCAUUUCAGAACUUUGGGGGAUGGACUGGUGCUACUUGUCUCCUGUUGGUGCAUUUGAAUGAUGUUCAGUGGACAAAAGCGUGCUAAUGCACUUGAUUUUUUUACACGGAAAAGUCAUGGUGAAUCAUCAUUAAGAACAGGAUUGCUCGAUGACAGUCCUGAAAUUGAAUUGUCCGAUUACCAUAGAGCACCAAGUGCUGGGAGUGAAAGCCCUUCAGGGCUUCUUAAUGGUGAUAGUUUGAAUGUGGAACCUAUUUCAGACUUAGAUUUGUUCUUUGAGAGACUAUACAGCUAUUAUUGUGAAAAAGGUCUCUUGUGCAUUGUAAUAAAGUGGAUAGUUGAACUUUUGAGCUUGGGCUUUACAAUUUGUUUCUCGGGCUUUUUCUUGUUAUAUGUUGAUUGGAAUGGUCUCCGUAAUGCCAAGUGUGGAAUGGAUGCAGUUGAAUCUGGAAUCAAACCAUGUGACUUGGCUAAGGAAGCUCUUCACGAGCAUCCCUUGACCCCUUUCACACUUUCCAAAGCUGUUAUUGUUGGGUAUUUGGGGAUCUUUUCCAUAUACUGGAUUUUUUGUUUCUUAAGGUUUUUUACACAGCUGAAGGAAACUCUUAAAAUUCGUCAGUUUUACUACAACAGUCUCAAUGUUACAGACAAUGAAAUGCAAACCAUGCCAUGGGCGUCAGUUAUUGAGAAGGUUGUUCAGUUUCAGAACUCCUACCAACUAUGUAUAGUCAAGGACCUAUCUGCCCAUGAUAUUGUGAUGCGGUUGAUGCGGAAAGAUAACUACUUGAUUGGGAUGCUCAACAAAGGGGUACUAUCUUUUCCAUUAUCUAAAUGGGUGCCAGGAGCUGGUCCAGUUGUGAAAUCUGGCCCAGUUGGCGUGCGACGACGUCUCAUUUUGACAAAAACAUUGGAAUGGACCUUAAACUGGUGCAUAUUACACAGCAUGUUUGAUAGAAACUUCCGUGUUCGUAGGGAUUUCGUUUCUGAUCCUAAAACAUUGAGGAAAAGCCUGGUUAUAGUUGGCAUUGCAAUGCUUGCACUUUCCCCUUUUAUUGUCAUAUUCAUGCUUGUAUAUCUCUUCUUGAAGCAUGCGGAGCAAUUCUAUAAUCAUCCAAGUACAGCAUCAUCUCGAAGAUGGUCAAAUCUUUCAAGGUGGAUCUUUAGGGAAUUCAAUGAGGUGGACCAUUUGUUCAAACACCGAAUAAAUGGCAGUGUCGUACAUGCUUCUGAAUAUUUAAAGCAGUUCCCUUCUCCUGUAUUGUCAAUCAUUGCUAAGUUCAUUUCAUUUGUUUCUGGUGGAUUUGCUGCCAUUUUGAUCAUCAUUGCUUUUCUUGAGGAGUCUCUUCUGGAAGGACAUAUUUUUGGUCGCAAUUUGUUUUGGUAUGCUGCUGUGUUUGGAACCAUAACAGCAAUUAGUCGGGCUGCCAUAACAGAUGAUCAUCUAGUCCUUGACCCCCAAGGGGCUAUGUCUCUAGUAUUCCAACAUACUCAUUAUAUGCCCAAGAGUUGGCGUGGCAGAGAAAAUUCCGAUAUUGUCAGGAUUGAGUUUGAGACUCUAUUCCAGUAUACUGGAAUGAUGUUACUGGAGGAGAUGGCCUCAAUCUUUCUGACUCCGUAUUUACUAAUAUUUGUCGUCCCAGAGCGAGUGGAUGACAUUUUGCAGUUCAUUGCUGAUUAUACGGUGGAUAUUGAAGGUGUUGGUCAUGUAUGCAGCUUUAGUGCUUUUGACUUUCAAAACCACGGAAAUAUCAAGUACGGUGCACCCCAGAAUUCAACUCGUGGUCAAAGGAGUUCUCAGGGAAAGAUGGAGAAAUCAUUUUUGAGCUUUCAAAGUAGUUAUCCUUCAUGGGAGCCUAAUAGUCAGGGAAAGCAACUCAUUUCAAAGCUAAAAGCAUUCAGGGAGCAGAAGCUACAUGUCCAGGAACGAAUAUCUCCGUACUUGCCCCCUAGAAUGCAGCAAUGGAGUCCAGAGUCGCGCGGUAAUGUUGAUAUCAACAAUGUCUUCACAAGAGAAGCGUUUCAUAAUAUUCCAGAAAGGGGUUAUCAAGUAGGAUCUUUGUGGCUGUUUGAUUCUGACCAGAAGAAUUAUUUGAAUAUUCUUGAGUGGUACUAUACAUCUGAACCUCAUCCUGCAAAUGAGGCUGAAAGAGACGCUCCUUCAAGAAACUUCUGGAUGUCGUCUAGCCCGAUACACAAUGAAGCAACACAUGAUGAAGAUUGGGGGAAAAUUUUUGACAGUGAAAGAUCGCAGAGUUAUCUGGAAGCCUCUCCUGCGGCUUCUUUCUUCCGUGGAAGCGUGCUAGAUCAUGAUGACUCUGCCAAUGCCGCACAUCUUCGUACUAGGAGCCAUUGGUGGGAUAGAAGUGAGGCACAAGGCAACAAUCCACAAUCAAGCUUCCUGGAGCCCCCAACUUACAACCGUAACACUGAUAAUUAUUACGAUAAUAUAUCCAAUAGAAGCAUAAUAGAGGAAGAACAAGACCACUCUGAAUUGAUAAGGAGCCAUAACAGGUUGUCUCGAACAUUUUAUUUGGAUGACCUGGAGGGAGGACAAUUUAAUCUCCCAUUUGAUGAUAUUUACAGCAGACAUUCUACUAGUCCAGAACCAGAUCCCUUAAAUCUUGUGUAGUUAAUCGCUUCCAGAUGAUAUAUAAUCAUAUUGUGCAUCUAGCAUCAAUAUUGCUGCGAAGUUUGUAUAUGGUUUCUUUAUAAUGUAACCUUCAUAGCUAUUCUUCGCAUAAAGAAGGAAGCAACAUUCGUUCUUGUAUAUAAUUCACGGCUUGAGUGAGAUUCCAUACCUGCGACUUGGGACAAGUGAACAAAGCAUGGAAUACUCACUCCAACUCCUGUAAUAUAAACUAGUCAAAUAUUUCAUCAGUUUGGAAGCUCUGUUUUCCAGAUUCUAGG
Molecule: messenger RNA, 3267 nt
Organism: Daucus carota subsp. sativus
Lineage: Eukaryota; Viridiplantae; Streptophyta; Magnoliopsida; Apiales; Apiaceae
Product: autophagy-related protein 9
Exons: 10
Coding region: 419-2989 (856 amino acids)
Biological process (GO): nucleophagy; autophagy of mitochondrion; protein localization to phagophore assembly site
Cellular component (GO): autophagosome; phagophore assembly site
Source: RefSeq, a predicted model, not a curated record